AUGGCAAAUGGUACAUAUGGUAAGCCAAUAAACCCAUUUGAUACCUCUGUCAAGAUUCUGAAUAUUGCAGACGAGGCUGCAGCUGCUGGAUUUUAUGCAGUGCUUCCUGACUUUAUGCAUGGAGAGCCCUUUGUGUUGGACAAACCUGAUAGGCCUCUACCAGUUUGGUUGAAGCAUCAUUCAACGGACAAGGGAUUUGAGGAGUCAAAGACAAUAAUAGAAGCUAUAAAAAGUCAAGGUGUUUCUGCAGUUGGGACUGUAGGCUAUUGCUGGGGUGCCAAGGUUAUAGCUGAGCUCUCAAAGUAUGAGCAUCUUAUCAAGGCUGGUGUGUCAUUACAUCCUGUAUGGGUCACUGUGGAUGAUAUCAAAGAUGUUAAGGUUCCGAUUGCUAUAUUGGGAGCUGAAACUGACCAUGCUUCCCCACCGGAACAGUUGAAACAGUUUGGGGAGAAGUUGUCUGUAAAAUCUGAGUUCGAUAGCUUUGUGAAAAUAUUUCCUGGCGUGUCUCAUGGAUGGACAGUGAGGUACAAUCUAGAGGAUGAAUCGGCUGUCAAGAGUGCUGAAGAGGCCCAUUUGGACAUGUUGAAUUGGUUUACCAAAUAUGUUGUCUAGUAGUGAAAAAUUGCUUGCACCCAGAAGAAGACAAAUCUUAGGUCAGAGGACUGAUCUUACGCAACUCCAGUGUAUUGUAUGCAGAAAACAGCCUUCUUGUUCCAUGUAUUUGGUGAUCAUGAACACAUGAAUAUAUACAUAAUCAUGGCUGAAUAUUUGAGUUGUGAUAUUAUUACUAAAAAAUGAUUUCCCCAAUUGGGGUUUUUCCAUAAA
This is a messenger RNA of Corylus avellana, 825 nucleotides long. Lineage: Eukaryota; Viridiplantae; Streptophyta; Magnoliopsida; Fagales; Betulaceae. The record is from RefSeq and is a predicted model, not a curated record.